CUCCAUCUCUCUAUUUUUUUUUCCCACAACCUCGUCUCCUCAAACAUAAACCACAUCUCGGCCGGCCUGCUCGCUUUAUCGUGGUCACACAUUCCCUCCCGCAUUCCAACAGAUCGCGUCGUUUUCGACAUCACCGUAGUCGCCAUGGCAGAGCCUAUCAGAAACAAGCGGCCAGACCCGGCCACCGCCCCAACCCCUCAGAACACCCCAGCAAGCAAUGCUCCGAUUUCAUCGCACGCUCAGCAGCCCGGAGUUGCGAGCAUCAAGGAAGAGGACCUGGACCGGGCGGCCGCUGCUUCUAUCUUCGCCCAAAAUCCAAAGCUCGUGUCUCUGAUUCAGGGACGCCUGGGCUCGCUCGUUGGCCGCUCGUCAGGGUACAUCGAGUCGCUUCCCACCGAGGUCAAGCGCCGCGUCUCCGGCCUGAAAGGCAUCCAAAAGGAGCACUCCAAGCUUGAGGCCGAGUUCCAGGAGGAGGUUCUCCAGCUCGAGAAGAAGUACUUUGCCAAGUUUACCCCUCUUUACGAGCAGCGCUCUUCUAUUGUAAACGGCAACAACGAGCCGACCGAGGAGCAGGUCUUGGCCGGUGAGGAAGAUGAGGAGGAGGAUGACGAGGAGGAGGACGAGGGCGCUGCCGUCAAGGAGGCCAAGCCCGCCGAGUCGGCCGAGAAGGUGUCCGGCAUUCCCGAAUUCUGGCUCUCUGCCAUGAAGAACCAGAUGUCACUUGCCGAAAUGAUCACGGAUCGUGAUGAGGAGGCCCUCAAGUCUCUUACCGACAUCCGUAUGGAGUAUCUUGAUAAGCCCGGUUUCCGUUUGAUUUUCGAGUUCGCCGAGAACCCGUUCUUCACCAACAAGACGGUCACCAAGACAUAUUUCUAUCAGAACGAGAGCGGGUAUGGCGGCGACUUCAUCUACGACCACGCCGAGGGAGACAAGAUCGAGUGGAAGGAUGGCCAGGACUUGACGGUCCGCGUCGAGCAAAAGAAGCAGCGCAACAAGAACACAAAGCAAACCCGCAUUGUGAAAAAGACUGUGCCGACCGAGUCGUUUUUCAACUUCUUCUCGCCGCCCUUGGCCCCGACCGAAGAAGAUGAUGACGAUGCCGCCUCUGACAUCGAGGAGCGCCUAGAACUCGACUACCAGCUGGGCGAGGAUAUCAAGGAGAAGCUGAUUCCUCGUGCGAUUGACUGGUUCACUGGGGAGGCGCUUGCCUUCGAGGAGCUUGACGAGGACGACCUGGAGGAGGGCGACUUCGAUGAGGAUGACGACGAUGACGACGAUGACAACAGCGAGGACCACGACGACGAGGAUGAGUCCGAGGAGGAUGAUGAGGAUGGCACCAAGCCGAAGCCGGAGGCUGCUGAGUGCAAACAGAGCUAGAUGCGAUGCAGCUAAGCUGGCGAGACACCACUCGGUUUAAUCAAGGGGAUACUCCGUUCAUCUUUACCCCCGUCUACAUGGGGGACCAC
Molecule: messenger RNA, 1466 nt
Organism: Lasiosphaeria miniovina
Lineage: Eukaryota; Fungi; Ascomycota; Sordariomycetes; Sordariales; Lasiosphaeriaceae
Exons: 5
Coding region: 145-1377 (410 amino acids)
Biological process (GO): nucleosome assembly
Cellular component (GO): nucleus; chromatin
Molecular function (GO): histone binding; chromatin binding
Source: RefSeq, a predicted model, not a curated record